AUGGAGCAGCCAUCGAACGAGCAGAUACUCCAUGAACAGGGAUUGGCGCCUCGGCUUGAGCUUCUCACCAACGGGGUGCCCAGCUCCAGCUUUACACUGUACAGCUUCCAGGUCUGUGAAGAGCGACAUGAGCGUGUCAUUAGUUGGUUUGACCAGAGUAACAACCUGCUUAUCAAGCACCUUGUUCCUCGCGGGAAAGUGCCGUAUACCAAGAAUACCAACGACUUCAUGGUCACCUAUCGUGACAUGAGAACGAACAUUGGUCGUGUUCACGAACAAGUCGUGAUAUUCCACGGGUUCGAGUUCCCCGCCACACCUAGUAGGACUCGCAUGCUCAUACCUCGCUAUUACUUCUCGACUGAACAACAGAGCGUUCGGUUCCAAUGCGCAGCACGUCAAAGGCAGCUGUUGCAAACAUUCGAAACAGACAGUAUAAGAGCACAUGGAUACGUUUCACAUGGUCAGCAACUAAAAGUGUGGCAAAAGUCUAAUGAGCCCACCGUCACCUUCACCUUCUUUGCACAUCGAUCCGUUGAGCCUGUAGCCCAUUAUGAGUUUGAUCUUCUAUGGUUUCGUCGAGAGGUGCGAUGUUCAGGGGCCAAAGUGCUGAUUCUUACCUUCUAUACUCGAAGCGACGAGAGAAGCAAGUCUGUGGACAGCGGGAUAGGAAAAUUAUUCUCUUUGUGGGGGGGUCAAUCGACAAAUCAGAUGCAGAGUGAUGGUCAUUCCCGUCGCCCUUCUUUCAAUUUGAGGCACCCAAAUAGCGCUUCGAGGGACUUUCUACUUCCUGGGGGUGAGAGGGUAGUUACUGAAAAUCUCACGUACCUCGAUUGGAAAAGACUUCACAUUGAGUUUAUGGAUGAGAAUGACGUAAGCCGUUUCAUAGAUAUCUGCCAUGACCCAGACAUAGCACCUGGUCCCCAAAUGGCCCCCGAAUCUUUAUGGAAGGUCAGUCCAGGAUCGGAUGACACGUUCCAUCUGCUCCAGCCCGUUGCUGGUGCUUUGAUCUCAACACGAAGACCUCCAUUCAGGAGUCCCGCAGACCCUGAUGAGGAGGAUGCAGCUUUCGGCCAAGCACAAGACUGGCUAGAGCGCCUUCACGGGAUCAAAGGUCAAUUGUUUCAUGGCCCACUCGACGAUGGUGUUCCGCCCGUCAAAAUCUGCGUUCUUGACACGGGUAUAGACAGCAAAAAUCCAUAUCUUGCGGCUUGGAAAAAGAAGUCUCAAUCUACCGAAAGAUAUCGCAACUUCUUAGAGGAUUCUACUGUCGCGGAAGAUCUAUCUACUGAGCCGUACAGCGAGGCCUACGUCGCUCAAACUGUUUCUCGAGUGCGAAAAAGACCGCGCGAUUCACCACAAGAUAAUACAGGACACGGCACUCAUGUGUCGGGGAUCAUAGUGGAGCUCUGUCCCGAAGCAAAUUUGUUUGUCGGGAGGGUCCUCGACGAGAACGUGACGGAGGAAGAGAAUGAAACAAGUGCAGCUGCUAGGAGACUCGCUCUGGCGCUUCUAUACGCAACUGAUGUAUGGAAGGUUAAAAUCAUAUCCUUGUCUAUCGGCUUUCGGAAAGCACUUCUCAGUGAGCAAGAUAAGAUGAUCCUUCGAAACGCCAUCAGAUACGCCACGAGCAAAGAAGUGCUCAUCUUUGCAGCAGCAUCGAAUGACGGCAACCGAGACCGUAUAUUAUUCCCCGCUAGUGAGCCUGAGCCCUUUUGUAUUAAUUCCUCUAACGGAAAUGGCCACGCAUCCGCAUUCAACCCACCGCGCCAGGAAUACGACGAGAACUUCAGCAUUCUCGGGGAAGGCGUAAGAUCUACUUGGCUCCAGGAGAUGAAGGACUUGAGUCCGGGCGAAAUCAUGCAGCCAUCAUUGAAAGUACGACGAGGCACAUCUGUCGCUACACCCAUAGCGGCAUGUGUCUCGAUCAUCAUCAUCCAUUUUGGUCGUCAAUGGGAGCCGAUUGGACAUGAGAAACUCGAAACACGACGAGGCAUAAGAUGUAUCUUAAGAAGUAUGGUCCCACACAGAAAUAUUGAGAAGUUCUAUGAUAUUGUACCCUGGCUGGGUGUAUUUGAACUGCUAACCACUCGGGAUCAGAAGGAUCCUGUGGAGGCGGCAAAAACCCGGAUUGAGGAAAGGCUGGAAGCCGCUUAUUGA
This is a messenger RNA of Periconia digitata, 2157 nucleotides long. The record is from the annotation of a GenBank genome assembly. NCBI's taxonomy places the organism in Eukaryota, Fungi, Ascomycota, Dothideomycetes, Pleosporales, Periconiaceae.